AUGGCGACCCAUAACCCCGAGACCCACCCGCUUCCGAGCUGGGACCUUCUUGAUAUGCGAUGGCAUCUGACUCGCAUCGUUGCCAUGUGCUCCGCGGCCCGUUACAAGAAUAACGAGUGUGACUCCGAUGACUCGGACGAGAGCGACCCCGAAAUAGCUGUUGCGUCGCCUCGCGGAAAUGCCUCGCCUCGCGCAAAUGCACCGACUCGCGCAUAUAGAUCGACUCAUCGCCUCGGGACGUCCCAUCGAUCCUGGCUACCGAUUCAAAGAUGA
Messenger RNA from Penicillium bovifimosum, 273 nucleotides. RefSeq lists its product as uncharacterized. The transcript has a single exon. NCBI's taxonomy places the organism in Eukaryota, Fungi, Ascomycota, Eurotiomycetes, Eurotiales, Aspergillaceae. The coding region runs from base 1 to 273 and encodes 90 amino acids. The record is from RefSeq and is a predicted model, not a curated record.